This is a messenger RNA of Pezoporus occidentalis (night parrot), 1910 nucleotides long. RefSeq names its product coenzyme Q10B (gene COQ10B). NCBI's taxonomy places the organism in Eukaryota, Metazoa, Chordata, Aves, Psittaciformes, Psittacidae. The coding region runs from base 94 to 786 and encodes 230 amino acids. The transcript is spliced from 5 exons. Gene Ontology annotation, cellular component: mitochondrion. The record is from RefSeq and is a predicted model, not a curated record. Gene Ontology annotation, molecular function: ubiquinone binding. Gene Ontology annotation, biological process: cellular respiration; ubiquinone biosynthetic process.
GGGCGCGCGCGGCGGGGGCGCGGCUCCGCGCUGGCAGCCGUUAGGCAGCGCGCGGCCGGUGGGCGGGGCAGCCGCUGAGGAGCGGGGCCCGAGAUGGCGCGGAACGGCCGGUCGCUCGGCAGGGUGCUGGUAGGAGGGCUUGCUGCCGCCCCGCCGCCGCCACCGCGCCCGGCCGCUGUCAGACACUUGGCUUCUUGUGGUAUUCUGAUGACCAGAAUUUCUCCUUCGCCUGUAAGGAGCCAUGCCUUUUCAAGAACCUUCUUCAACAUUGCUGCACCGCUAGUAAACAAAAGAAAAGAAUAUUCUGAAAGAAGAAUUAUCGGGUACUCUAUGCAGGAAAUGUAUGAAGUUGUGGCUGUUGUGGAGAAUUACAAACUAUUUGUUCCUUGGUGUAAAAGAUCAGAUGUAUUAACAAAGCGCUCUGGAUACUGCAAAGCACAGUUAGAAAUCGGAUUCCCUCCUGUCGUAGAGACGUAUACGUCGAUUGUUACCCUAGUGAGACCUCAUUUAGUUAAGGCAUCCUGCACUGAUGGGAAACUAUUUAAUCACUUGGAAACAGUGUGGCGUUUCAGCCCAGGUAUCCCUGGUUAUCCAAGGACAUGUACAUUGGAUUUUUCAGUUUCUUUUGAAUUUCGUUCACUUCUACACUCAAAACUUGCUACGCUAUUUUUUGAUGAAGUGAUAAAGCAGAUGGUAGCUGCUUUUGAAAGAAGAGCAUCCAAGCUCCACGGUCCAGAAACAAGCAUACCUCGGGAGCUAAUGCUCCAUGAAGUUCAUCAGACGUAAAGGGAACCGCAAGAACCUCCAUUACAAACUUGUCUGUACACUUCAUUUGUUCAAGAGGUGCUGCGCUCCUCCUUCGGGGCAUCUAUUUCAUACCUGAGCUUUGUGUGGGAUUUUAUACUGUACAAACCACACUGGUUCAGCCAGAUGUAUAUAGAAUGUUCAAGCCACGAUCAGGACAAACUUAAGGCCUUAUCAACAACAGACACUUGGCAGUUUCUAUAACACAAGGUGUCACAGGCUGCCAUUUAUUAACUUGUCAAACAGUUUGUGUAAUCACAGCCUAAGUUCUGCCUUACCUAAAGUUAUGGGAGGAUUUUUUUUCAGCUUUGUAACAUACUUGUUUGGGGAUUUAUUUUUUUUUCAGCUUUGUAAUAUAUGACCUCAAAUUUAAGUUAUUGUUAGCAUACGUGUAACUUAACAGCAUCAACUCAGCCACCUCUGCCCCAGUGAAGGGAAGUGCGCAUUCUGGGUCUGCAGAUCAUUAAACAGUCUGUCAACCAUGGAGUAGCAGGUGCUUGUCAGCCAAGGGAGAGACAAGGGUUAAGUCAGGAGUCUCCAGCUGCUGCUUAACUCUGAACAAUAACUGCUAUAGAAAGAACACCACAAUCUGAACACUCUUGAUUUUUCCAGUAAUUAAACAUUAAGGAGUACAUGUAAUGUGAGGGGUGCCAUAACUCAAGUGCAAUGAUUCCAGCGGUAGCCAGUGGGUUGUAGCUGUCUAGGCUUCAGCCACCACUGAACACAGUACAUUUGGCAGGUGGAACUUGCUGAACUGCAACUUUCACUGUCACACACUGCACUGGGGUUGGGAUAGAUACAUCUCAUAUAAUGUAAUCACUUCCCUGUUCCAACCCAACUUUAACCCAACUAGAUGAGCACUGCAGCUGUGAGAACUAGAGCAGAUACACAGUAGUCUGUACCACAGAGCUAUCCUCCCUGCACGGAAGGAACAAGAUGUCUUCCACUUACUGCAGAUAAGCAUGCCCAAGGCCAGUUGUCACUAUAAACCAUACAACAGGCCUAAAUCUUAGUUCUGUUUUUUUUCAGUACCAUACUAUUUAAUUAUCAGUCCAUUACAACAGUAAAAGCUGUCUUGAUUAAAAAAGAUGUAUCUUUAGCAGGUC